GAAGGAAUCAACAUCUUCUUGUCAGGAUUCAUUCCUACAGAAAACCCAAGGUUCCGAGAUGAAUCUUUAACUUUUAAGGUUGAGACUCCACAAGAAAGCGGUGAGGAAAUUGAGACAUAUGCACGGUAUAGAUACCCAUCGAUGACUAAAAUGUUGAGAGAGUUCAAGCUUCAAGUUAUAGAGGGUGAAUUUACCAAUUCUCAAAUUAUUGUGAUGUUGGGUGAGAGUGGAUCAGGGAAGACCACAUUUAUGAGAAUGCUGGUUGGUUUGUCGAAACCUGAUUCUGGUGUGGAGAUACCUGAGCUUCAUGUUUCUUACAAAAACCAGAAAAUUAAUCCAAAGCGUGCAACAAAAGUCAAAGACCUGCUUCAUGAAAAAAUUCGUGAUUCCUGUACACUUCCCCAGUUUGUGACAGACGUGAUGAAGCCCCUUCAGAUUGAGCAAUUAAUGGAUCAAGAAAUUACCAAACUCUCUGGUGGAGAGCUGCAAAAGGUUGCUCUAUGUGUAUGCCUUGGAAAGCCUGCAGACAUCAAUCUGAUGGAUGAACCAAGUGCAUAUCUUGAUUCUGAGCAGCGUAUUGUUGCAGCAAAAGUCAUAAAGAGGUUCGUCCUCCACGCUAAGAAAACUGCAUUCGUGGUUGAGCAUGAUUUCAUUAUUGCUAGCUACUUGGCAGACAAAGUUAUUGUCUAUGAAGGAAAGUCAUCAGUUGAUUGUAUUGCAAAUUCUCCGGUCUUUGUUGACUGGGAUGAAUCUCUUCUUAUCUCAACUGGAUAUCACAUUUAGACGUGACCCUACAAACAUUCGCCCAAGAAUCAACAAAUUAAACUCAACCAAGGAUAGGGAGCAAAAGG
Prunus mume (Japanese apricot) is the source of this 851-nucleotide messenger RNA. NCBI's taxonomy places the organism in Eukaryota, Viridiplantae, Streptophyta, Magnoliopsida, Rosales, Rosaceae. The record is from RefSeq and is a predicted model, not a curated record.